AUGUGCUGUUUGUGCUAUGAUGUCUCAACUUACUGCUUAGGGGAUGAAGCUUCUUCUUCCUUCACUUGUCAAGGUACCUCUCUUUUUCCUUCUUCCUUCACUUCUCAACACGGCCACAACCCCGAACGUACUCCUUGGAUGCCACAACUUGCUCCUGCUUCAGAAGAGUUGAUGAAGAUAUUGUUUAACGUGGAAACAUACAAAGCUGCGAUGAUGGAGUUUGAGAUUAACAUGGCAAAGAUGCCACUUGGGAAGCUUAGCAAAAGUAAUAUCCAGAAAGUCAUUCCUUCUGUUCAUCCACAUGUAAUCAAGGAUGAGGAUGACUUCAAAUUAAAGGUCAAAAUGUUGGAAACACUUCAGGAUAUUGAAAUAGCUUCAAGGCUACUAGGGUUUGAUGUGGACAAUGAUGAUUCACUCGAUGAUAAAUAUAAAAAGCUUCAAUGUGAAAUGGUCCCACUUCCUCAUGAUAGUGAAGAUUAUCAGUUAGUUGAGAAGUAUCUCCAAACUACACAUGCCCCUACAUAUAUGGAUUGGGCACUUGAACUGGAAGAAGUUUUCACAGUUGAAAGACAAGGAGAGUUUGAUAAGUUUGUUCCAUAUAAAAAUAAACUCAAGAACAAGAUACUCCUUUGGCAUGCUUCUGGUGAUUGUACCAAUGCGGGUACUGGUAGACGAAAGCUCGGUUUUCUUAUUAUACCAAGCUGGCAGGUGAAAUUUGAGAGGGUGGGAGAAAACGGUUCUCUCGGCUGUAGGGAGUUGGAUGCCGCCGAAGAUUGUGAUCUCGAUUGUGAUGAAGCUGCUAACAGCUCUGUGUUUCCCUUACGUGUUGGCAUGAGGGGUAUUUCCGGUAUUUGGGUACUCUUUGACCUAGCAGUUUAUUCUUCUAGGUUGGGGUAG
Molecule: messenger RNA, 897 nt
Organism: Lactuca virosa
Lineage: Eukaryota; Viridiplantae; Streptophyta; Magnoliopsida; Asterales; Asteraceae
Source: the annotation of a GenBank genome assembly